Contarinia nasturtii (swede midge) is the source of this 712-nucleotide messenger RNA. RefSeq names its product protein GVQW3-like. The coding region runs from base 52 to 528 and encodes 158 amino acids. The transcript has a single exon. NCBI's taxonomy places the organism in Eukaryota, Metazoa, Arthropoda, Insecta, Diptera, Cecidomyiidae. The record is from RefSeq and is a predicted model, not a curated record.
AGCUACGCUACUUUGUUUACAUCAAGAAAUUUUCAUUUGGCGAUUUUCAUAAUGACUGAUUUUGUUGAGCAAAGAUAUUGUAUUAAAUUUUGUUUGCGGAAUGAAAUUUCUGGUGCGGAAACGUUCAGAAUGUUGCAGAAGGCCUUCGGUAAACAGGCCAUGUCGCAAAAAAAUACUUUCAAAUGGCAUAAAUUGUUCAAAGAAGGCAGAGAACGCGUUGAAGACGAAGAUCGCUCGGGACGACCAUCAACAUCAACUGAUGAGGAACACGUCAAGGAAAUCAAAGAUCUUGUGCUGAAAAAUCGUCGAUUGACAAUCAGAGACCUUGUAGAUAUUACUGGCAUUUCAUUUGGAUCAAUUCAAACAAUUUUGAAAGAUCAUUUAGGUCUCCGUCGUUGUGCAGCUCGAUUGGUACCAAAAACAUUGAAUUUAUUCGAAAAAGAGCGUCGUGUUAAUGUGUGUCAAGAAAUGAUUUCAGACUCAUAUCGUUCAUCAACCUGCAUAUUCGCCCGAUUUGGCACCGUGUGACUUCUGGCUGUUCUCUACACUCAAAAGACCGCUUCGUGGACAUCGUUUCGAGUCGAUUGAAGAGAUUCAACGUAAAUCGCUACAUGAAUUGAAGGCCAUACCAGAAAGUAGCUUUUCACAUUGUUUCGAAGACUGGGAAAAACGUUGGCGUAUGUGUAUUGCAGCCGGGGGGGAUUACUUUGAA